This is a messenger RNA of Rhinopithecus roxellana (golden snub-nosed monkey), 1085 nucleotides long. RefSeq names its product coiled-coil domain containing 160 (gene CCDC160). Lineage: Eukaryota; Metazoa; Chordata; Mammalia; Primates; Cercopithecidae. The transcript has 2 exons. Bases 105 to 1085 code for a protein of 326 amino acids. The record is from RefSeq and is a predicted model, not a curated record.
CGAGGGGCUGCCGCGCGCCGGUGGUGGUUGGCUUUGAGGAAGAGAGGUUCGGGCUCUCCAGACCGCAUCCACGUUUCCAGAUAUUGGAAUAGGUGCCUGGAGAAAUGGAUGCUAGAAGAAAACACUGGAAGGAGUAUAUGUUCACUCCUUUUUUUAGUGCACAGGAUGUUCUAGAAGAGACUUCUCAGCCUGAAUCUUCUUCUGAGCAAACGACUACAGAUAGCAGCAAGGGAAUGGAAGAAAUUUAUAAUUUGUCCAGUAGAAAAUUUCAAGAAGAAAGUAAAUUUAGGAGGACAAAAUAUAUUUUCCAACUAAAUGAAAUAGAACAAGAAUCAAAUUUAAGAGAGAACAAGAUAAACAUUUCACAGAACGAGACAGACACGAAUUCUGCAUCCUAUGAAUCAUCUAAUGUGGAUAUUACAACCGAAGAAAGCUUUAACAGCACGGAAGACAGCUCUACCUGCAGUACAGAUAACUUACCAGCUCUACUAAGACAAGACAUAAGAAAGAAACUUAUGGAAAGAAUGUCUCCAAAACUUUGCCUGAAUAUUUUGAAUGAAGAACUGGAAGAACUUAAUAUGAAAUGCAGAAAAAUAGAAGAGGAAUUUGAAAACGCUGAAAAAGAACUUUUGUACUACAGAAAAGAAAUAUUCACAAAACCUCUAAAUUUUCCAGAAACAGAGACGGAUGCUUCAAAAAGUGACUAUGAAAUUCAGGCUUUAAGAAAUGACCUGUCGGAAAAAGCAACAAAUGUAGAAAACUUAAGUGAACAGCUCCAGCAAGCCAAAGAAGUCAUCCACAAAUUGAACCUAGAGAACAGAGAUUUAAAAGAAGCUGUUAGGAACUUAAAACAUCAAACCGAGUUUGGAAAUGUGCUCCUAAAAGAAGAAAUGAAAUCGUAUUAUGAAUUAGAAAUGGCAAAGAUCCGCGGAGAGCUCAGUGCCGUCAAGAAUGAACUGAGAACUGAGAAGACCCUACAAGCAAGACAUAACAGAGCCUUGGAGUUGCUUAGAAAAUACUAUGCUUCUUCAAGAUACUUACCAUCAUCAAGUAUCUUUGACCACUUUACUGGGGAUUUUUUUUAA